UGAAAACAUUCCAAGAGCCGACAGAAAGCAACAGAGUCCGUCCGACCAAAGCCAUGGGUCUAGAAGAAGCUGGAGAUUUGGUUCUCCACAUCAUACUGUCCAAAAUCGGACCUGAAAACACAGCUAGAGUGGCUUGCGCCAGCAAACGCCUUAAGGCUUCCGCCUCCGAAGACUCUCUCUGGUCAAUCUUCUGCUCCCUUGAUCUCAACAUCUCUACUCCUCUUGAUCCCCAUGGAGAUCCUUCUCCUUCCUUCAAGGAGGCGUAUCAGUCAUGGAGAGAGUCCUUUAGAAUGUAUCCAUGGAACCUUGUUAAACGCGUUAGAAGUUGUUGGGACAAUCUCAAACUAUGGUUAAGCUUAAACUUCCCUGAAGCAAAAGCAACACUGAGGAAAGGAGCCACAGAGGAUGAACUUGAAGAGUUUGAGUCUGCUCUCAAAGUCAAACUUCCUCUCCCCACAAGGCUUCUCUACCGUUUCGUCGAUGGCCAAGAACUUUCUUCCUCCUCCUAUGCUCUUGAUGGGUCUCUAGGCCUUAUUGGUGGCUAUUCUGUGUACUCUCAUGAAGUUAAUGUCUACUUGCUACCCCUCAAGGAAGUUAUAAGAGAGACCAACGAAACCAUGAGUGAUCUCGGUGUCUCUAACGGAUCAAACUUCAUCGUUGUGGCUGCAUCCGUGUCAGCUAGUUUGAAAAUGUUUUUCCUAGACUGCAGUAACGGACAGCUUUAUACUGGGACAAGUACACGCCAAAUGCUUCCUUGUGUACCUGACUCUUUGGUCAGCAUCAACGGCGAGCAGGAACAACAAGACGCUAUGCUGCUUUGGUUGGAAGAACAUGGCAGGAGGUUACAAACCGGUGUUAUAAAAGUCCAUGAGCAAGAUAACAUCAAGAGUAUCAGUUUGUUUCCGGAGGUUCCUCCCUUGUGUUCUGUAGCUGUAACUAAUGGUGUUCAGGUACGUGCUUCAUCUGUGUUUAUCCCUGAAGUAUCUAACCUUCGUGAUCACCCACCUGCUUACUGGUAUGCAUAUUCCAUCCGCAUGUCUCUCAUGCCAGAAGGAUGCUUCUUGAACGGGAGACAUCAUAGCUCUUGUCAGCUUUAUUGGAGGCAUUGGAUUAUCCGAGCUGAUGAUGAGGUGAUAGAUAAAGUCAAUGGAGAAGCUGUGAUAGGAAAGUACCCUCUCUUACAACCUGAGGAAGAAGAGUUUGUGUAUGAGAGUUGUUCAAAUUUUCCAACAACUAGUGGAUCCAUUGAAGGAUCUUUCACCUUUGUGCCUGGAAGUUUGAAAGAUCCGAAAGGAGGUCAAUUCGAAGUCAAAGUUGAAGAGUUUCCUCUGAAGUUACCAGACUACAUCUUCUAAAACUCAUCUGCCUCUCUAGGUUUUGUUACUGUUUCAAGAUAAUGUGUUUUGUUCAUGCAGUGUGGAAUGUACUUUUUAAGAACAGAUUGUUCAAUAAAUAACUGUUGAAGUUGAGUACACC
Messenger RNA from Eruca vesicaria subsp. sativa (arugula), 1476 nucleotides. The record is from the annotation of a GenBank genome assembly. Lineage: Eukaryota; Viridiplantae; Streptophyta; Magnoliopsida; Brassicales; Brassicaceae.